Molecule: messenger RNA, 516 nt
Organism: Tetrahymena thermophila SB210
Lineage: Eukaryota; Ciliophora; Oligohymenophorea; Hymenostomatida; Tetrahymenidae
Product: small GTPase family Rab protein
Exons: 2
Molecular function (GO): GTP binding; GTPase activity
Source: RefSeq, a predicted model, not a curated record
AUGAAAGAAGAUAAACCUAAUAUUUUAAAAAGGUUGAUAGUUUUAGGAGACUCAAAUGUAGGAAAAACUACUUUACUUAAAUCUUUUGUUUUUAACAAAGAAGACAGGUAGUAUGCUUUCUACAAUAUAGAAUUUCAUUGUUAAGUUUAUGAAAAAGAUAAUCAAAAAAUAAAGCUAUUUUUAUUUGAUUCAUUUGGUUAGCGUAGUUUUAAAUUUAAAAAAAAUUUUAUGAUCAAAUGUAAUUUUAUUGUUUUACUUUAUGACAUAACUAAUAGAGAUUCUUUUGAUAGUAUAUGUAUUUAAGUUAUAAGCCAAAUCUAUAAAGAAUCUAAUCCAAUUAUUAUUUUAAUCGGGAACAAAUGUGAUUUAGAAUCUAAAAGACAAGUUUCUUUUAAGGAAGGAUUAGAUAUUGCUAAUUAAUAUGGAGUUUUUUUUUAUGAAGUAAGUGCCUUAAAGGGAAUUCGCGUAGAUGAAUUUAUCAAUGAUGUAUUAAAUAAGAUAAUCUAAAUUUCUUGA